Messenger RNA from Dendronephthya gigantea, 2642 nucleotides. RefSeq lists its product as uncharacterized. The transcript has 8 exons. Lineage: Eukaryota; Metazoa; Cnidaria; Anthozoa; Malacalcyonacea; Nephtheidae. The coding region runs from base 1 to 1134 and encodes 377 amino acids. The record is from RefSeq and is a predicted model, not a curated record.
AUGCCUUUAACAUGUUCUGAUGCGGACUGGUGGGGAAGUUUUGACAUUCCAUUGAUCUGGUCAAAAUGUGGCGCAAAAAAUCUUCUUAUCACAGGAUUUUAUCGAAGUCCCCUCAAAGGUGGCAGCGAUUCGAUCAGUUUACUAGAAGAAGCAAGAUGUUGUAACUCGAUACCUGGGUACAGCGGUCAGAACGGCCAGUGUAAAGAAGCUAGCUGGUGGAGUUCUUUCGACAAAUUCAUGUUUCUAUUGUUGAUAUUUUUAUAUCUCCAACCUUUUGUUCAUGGGUAUGACUUUUGCUUCGAUGGAUCAAAUGAAGGCUAUCGUUUGAACGCUGAACCUAUCGAAAUUAUUCACGCCGAGUCGGGACCAGAAUGCGCUAUGAAAUGUGCAGCAAAAAAUGGAUGUAGAUCUGUCAACUUCAAAAAACAGAGAAGUUGUGAAGAAAUACAAAACUGUCAGUUACUGACAGAGGUCUAUUCGGAAAAAUCUCCUGAACAGCUGACUGAAGAUGAGGAAUAUGAUUAUUAUAUACUGGUCGAUUGUAAUGGGAAACCAUUAGAUCCAACCCCAGCCAACUCUACGACACCACAACAAUCAACAACAUGUUCUCAUGUGGACUGGUCGCAAAGUGUUGACAGUAUGGGUUGGUCGAAAUGUGGCGAGGAAAAUCUCUUUAUCACGGGACUUUAUAGAGGUCCUCCGAACAGCGACAGCGAUCCCAUCACUUUACUUGAAAAAGCAAAAUGUUGUAAAGCGAUCCCUAAAGCGAGUUGCAAAGCGUGCAGCGGUCAGAAUAGCCAGUGUCAAAUAGCUGACUGGUGGAGCUCUUUCGACACGAAUAACAAAUCGAGCGUUUGUCCAGUGGGUUAUUUUCUAAAUGGGUUAUAUCGCAAUGCUGAUGGCGACGACGUGUUACAUGAAUUACAUCGAAUCGAACAAGGCUAUUGUUGCAAACCAAACAAUCAUCCUAACCGAUAUGGAUUGUGUUAUGAUGAAGAUGUUGGAACAUCGUUUAAUCAAGAAGGAUGGUCAAACUGUUCCAAGGCUGGUUAUUAUAUCACUGGUCUAUAUCGUGGAUAUGGUGAUAAUUGGCUGAACAACAUCGAUAAAUUUCGAUGCUGUCAAACCGCUUAAUAACAUCAACGCUGCUUUUUAUCUACCUUGAUAAUUUUCAUCAAAAAUGUUGAGAAAAGUGUGGACGAAAUUUUUUUGUGGUUCUUUUAGCAGAUGUUGCGGUUUAUAUGUCAUAAACUUGUAACCACAUAUUUCAGGGAGCAUUGUAGAUUAGUAACUAGUUAAGCACUAAUAUCACUAAAUAAAUUUUCACAAUUUGUUUUCGUCAAGAUUAAAAUCCUGUAUAUAGCUAGUUAAGGUGGACCCGAUAGGUUGUUUGAUGGAAAAUCGUGAUUUGAUACGGAAUACUAUAUAUAGCAAAGUUAUACCAUGUGAUUUAUUAUAGACAACCGAUUCUAAACUGGAUGCAUAUUAUCCAAUUUUACCAUUUUUACCUAAAUAUAACUUGAUGAUAAACGUAACUUUUUACAUAGGGCACAAACCUAUAUCACAGUUAAUCACAGUUAAUGCAAGCGUGAGGCAACAGUGUAGCUUUAGAAGAGGUAAAAUUUAUAGUUACCGUAGCUACUGCAUUCAUGCACGCUUAUAUAGUCUUAUAUAAACCCACUUAAGCUGUUUAAUGUAUUACCAAUUUAUUUAAUAAAACUUUCGUUUAACGCUUUCUUGUUUUAUUUUCAACUGAUCAUCGUUAUGAUAUCAAACAUAUCAACAAGGACAAAAGUAGCAAGCGAAGCGUUCCAAAGAAUGAGUGGUUUGAAACAAACAUAUUUGACGAAAAAUCCAACAUUAAGAAAGAAUACAAGGAAGAUUUGUUAAGAUUACCCGGAGUGGAAAAAUUCCAUGUUGGUUUUGAUGGCAAAAAGGAUCGAACGUGGAAAAUAUACAUCACCCACUCAGAAAACUCACUACCGUCCAUGGAUCAACUGCAGAAAAUAUUUGGUAACAAUAUCUCCUGUUUUGUCGAAUUCAUCGAAGAAAAAGUCGAUAAAAACAGUAGAUCUGCUUUUCUUCGAGGACCAAGAUCAGGAGAUCCGCAUCAUGUUACAAAUGGGGAAAAUAGAGGCAGUGGAAAAAUAAGUAUUCUUGGUUUUGGGGAUUUACGCGGACAGAAACACUACGCAAUCACCUGCUAUCACGUUUGUUACCAAAGAGAAUUAUCAGGAGACCUAUACCAACAACACCAAAAACUGAAGACAGACUGCGAAAAUGACGCCAGGGGAUGUUUUGGAUACAAAUAUCAGUACCAAGGAGAUGAACCUCGAAGGCUUGGUGAAUUUUAUUGUGGUUUAUACAACGACAAGAACGAUAUUGCCCUCAUCGAACUUGAUAGAUAUUUGGACUGCAACGAUGCGGUCAAAUUCCUGAACGACGCGGGUAUUGAGGACACUUUGGCGACUGAAGAGGUAGUCACUGAGAAAUUAAAAAACAUGAAUGGACCAGUUUCGGUUGGAAUAUUUAGUCCUGAAAUUGGGCAUAGAAGAGGAAAUUUGGUUGAAAAAGAUGCGGGAUUCAAAAACGGAAUGAAUGACGGCUUUUAUGGCAUAAAAGACGUGUCUGACGAUAACAUC